Molecule: messenger RNA, 1764 nt
Organism: Chrysoperla carnea
Lineage: Eukaryota; Metazoa; Arthropoda; Insecta; Neuroptera; Chrysopidae
Gene: ETHR
Product: growth hormone secretagogue receptor type 1
Exons: 4
Coding region: 1-1764 (587 amino acids)
Biological process (GO): G protein-coupled receptor signaling pathway
Cellular component (GO): plasma membrane
Molecular function (GO): G protein-coupled receptor activity
Source: RefSeq, a predicted model, not a curated record
AUGAUUUCAACAAUUGCAUCCGCAUUAAUACCAGCGACAACAAUAUCCACAACAAUAGAUUCAUCAUGGAAUUCCACAACAACAAUUAUCACCACUGCUCUAAAUACAUCACAAUACUUAUUCUAUACGCCAAGUGCAGCAUCUUCAAUAGGUGCACAAAAUAUUACCACAAGACAUUCAGGAACGUCUUCUAUGGGGAGUGGAGAAUCAGGUGUAAUUGAUUUACAGACAUUGGAUGAUAUAUUCAAUUUUAAUUUAAAUAAUGGAACAUCAAUACCACCAGGAGCGUCUAUUACAGGAGGCGGUACAUUUAAUAAUAGUACAGUAAAUAGUGGUUAUUAUCCAGUGUUUCCAACAUAUAUACGUAACACUUCAAUGGUGUUUUGUGUGAUUAUAAUGUGUUUAGGUGUUAUCGGUAAUGUGAUGGUACCCAUUGUAAUAUUAAAAACUAAAGAUAUGCGAAACAGUACAAAUAUAUUUUUAGUGAAUUUAUCUGUUGCUGAUUUAUUGGUGUUAUUAGUAUGUACACCAACGGUGCUUGUGGAAGUGAAUUCACGGCCAGAAACAUGGGUGUUGGGUGAAGAAAUGUGUAAAGCAGUUCCUUUUGUUGAGCUUACAGUAGCUCACGCAUCAGUAUUAACCAUAUUGGCGAUAAGUUUUGAACGUUAUUAUGCAAUCUGUGAACCAUUAAAAGCUGGUUAUGUGUGUACAAAAACACGAGCAUCAUUAAUAUGUUUGCUUGCAUGGUUUUUUGCUGCCGUCUUUACCAGUCCAAUACUCUGCAUUGCUGAUUACCGUUAUGUGGAAUAUUUUGAUGGUUCAACAGUACCAGCAUGUCAAACAUUAGCAAAUUCAUUUUGGCCAGCAUUUUAUUUUUUAAUGACAAUAUUUGUCUUUUUUAUUAUACCAUUAAUUAUAUUAUUAGUAUUAUAUUUAAUAAUUGCGAAAACAUUGAUCCAUGAUGCAAAACAUAUUGUAUGUAAUAAACAUCCUGAUCAAUAUAGUAUUCGUGGUCGUAAGCAAGUUGUUCUUAUGUUAGGCACUGUUAUAUUUAUAUUCUUUGUAUGUUUAAUACCAUUCCGUGUAUUUACAUUAUGGAUAAUAAUAUCACCGGAUGAAACCGUUUUUAAAUUAGGAGUGGAAAAAUAUUACAAUAUUUUAUAUUUUUGUCGUGUUAUGGUUUAUUUAAAUUCAGCUAUAAAUCCAAUUUUAUAUAAUUUAAUGAGUUCGAAAUUUCGUCAUGGAUUUAUGUUAGUAUGUUUACGACAAAAGAACUCUAUACAUUUUCGAUCACGCGACCGUAGUGGAACAUUACGUACAAGUGUAACAUCGUAUCGACAUAGUAUGAUACGACAAAAUAGCUCAUUAAAAAUCAAUAACUUUCGUAUGAAUAGUUUAGAUUCGUCACCAAAAUUUAAUAAUCGUUCCGAUCACACAGAGUUACGUAGUCGAUUAUGUUCGACAAAUGAAAAUUAUAGUCCAUUGUUUUAUCGAAAUGGUGGUGGUCGUAAUAAUUCAACUGAAACACAAAUUAGUUUUCGUAAUUUACGUUUAAUUGAUGAAGAACAACAAUUCUUAAGUGAUGAACCAUUAACGUCUGCUUCUAAAUCUUUACCAACAUCAACAGAUGAACAAGAGGAAGAUAUUGAAUUUCAUUUGACAGCAUCAUCGAAUGCAUCAUCUCAUGAUACGAACAAGAGUAAUAAUUAUAUGAUGGUAAAUGGUCAUGAGAGCAGAUGUUUUAAUGACGAAACAUUUUUAUAA